AACGGAGGCGGCGCGCGGCGGUGCGCAGGCGGCCCGCGAUCUGCGCGCAGACAGCGCGCGGGAGCUGCAGGCGAUGGAGUCGUUCCGGUCGGAGAUGCGCGAGGGGGCGGCCCUUCACGCAGCACCCCUGUGGGCGAUGCUUCGUACAUCUGGUUCCAGGACGAGCCGCUGUGCGCCGGGUCGCGUCGUGUCGGCGGGGCGGGGCGGGCCGGGCGAGGCGCUGGCCGCCUGCGGGCAGCGCCUGGAGCGGCUGGAGGCCGCCAGCGCCGGCGCCUGCGCGUGCGAGCGGCUCGCCGAGAAGUUCGGCGGCGAGCUGGUGGAGCAGCGGCAGGCCAUCAACACCCUCGCGGCCGAGCUGUUCCGGGCCCCGGCCCCGCGCCCGGGCGGCGCGGCGGUGCGGCGCUCGCGCUCCGCGAGCCCGGGGGCCACGGCGCUGCUGAGCUUCCGCGACGUGGCGCGGCGGCUGCGUCGGG
Molecule: messenger RNA, 473 nt
Organism: Prorocentrum cordatum
Lineage: Eukaryota; Dinophyceae; Prorocentrales; Prorocentraceae
Source: the annotation of a GenBank genome assembly